This is a messenger RNA of Exophiala viscosa, 2346 nucleotides long. Its product is annotated as lysophospholipase catalytic domain-containing protein. Gene Ontology annotation, molecular function: A2-type glycerophospholipase activity. Gene Ontology annotation, biological process: glycerophospholipid catabolic process. Gene Ontology annotation, cellular component: cytosol; intracellular membrane-bounded organelle. NCBI's taxonomy places the organism in Eukaryota, Fungi, Ascomycota, Eurotiomycetes, Chaetothyriales, Herpotrichiellaceae. The transcript has 2 exons. The record is from RefSeq and is a predicted model, not a curated record. Bases 1 to 2346 code for a protein of 781 amino acids.
AUGUACAAAUAUACUCUUCUUCUGGUCGCUGUGCUGCUAUGGUCUGUUCCCCUCGUCCAAAGUACGCCAGUGCGUCGCCAGUCAACGGGCUAUGCACCUGUCCUGGCAGUAUGUCCUGCUACUCCUCUGGUCAGAGCAGCCAGCGGUGUUGGUAGUGCAGAAGCUGCGUUCAUUGCGAAUCGAUACACAAUCGCGUCUCAAAAUCUCGCUGCGUGGCUUGCAAUGACGGUCAAGCAUGCAACCUGCAACUCGACGGCGGCAAGUAAAAGAUCAGUCCGGUCUAGGUCCGACUUUGUCGCUGCUCGGGCAGCUUCCCCGGACUGGACCGAAUGGACUGACGUGGACGAUGAUGAGGGGACUUCAACCUCAAGUAAAGCCACUUCAUCAAGUUCCACAUCUACAAAGAUCAAAUCUUCCACGACCUCCGCGACAACAUCGACGAGUGCAUUCACAACUGUCGUCUCAACGUCCUCAGUAAUAUCAACAGGGGCGCCGGCAACUGACACCACGACCACGACUGUUUCAUCAGCGACGACCUCCUCGAUGAAGGACACCAACAGUACUACAACGACAACGACAGGCUCCUUGGCCCCUGCCACUUCAACCAGCGUCUCAACUACUACCACACCGUUGACGUCUACCACCCUGACAACCUUGACCAGCACAUCAGGUCUCUCAACGUCUUCGAGCUUGACCAUUUCUGCAAUCUCAACCAGCUCAACCACAUCCACGUCCACUACUACUACCUCGACCACCACAAGCUCUACUUCUAGCACCACGAUGACUACCACCUCUACCUCAACAACCAGUUCGACCUCGACUACCAGUUCAACCUCAACUACCAGCUCUACAACCAGUUCGACCUCGACCACUAGCUCCACCUCAACAACCAGCUCGACCAGCACUUCUACAGUCUGCAGUACCGAAGCUUUCCAGCCCACGGCAUACCCCUUGAUCGGAUUGACUACUAGUGGUGGCGGUUAUCGAUCUCUUUUGUCAGGUGCCGGUGUCAUUCAGGGGUUCGACGCCAGGGACAGCGACACAGGAGUUUCUGGCGUUUAUCAGUCCCUCACCUACGAAGCAGGUCUCUCUGGAGGCGCCUGGCUUUUGUCAAGCAUUGCGGGAAACAACUGGCCAACAAUCAGCUCUCUACAAACAGGCCUGUGGGAACAAGCAUUCCAGGAUAGUGUUUUGAUACCUGACAACCUCGUCGCUGCUACUGGAGCGUAUGCCGAUAUUACGGCCGACAUCCUCGCAAAGGACCUUGCAGGCUUUCCCCCCACGCUUACUGAUCCCUACGGCCGGCUCUUAUCCUACCAGCUCCUCUACGGGGACGAUGGAGGUGUGACAGUGACCACAUCCGGCCUCACCAGCCUGUCGAACUUCACCAGCUACAAUGUGCCAUACCCUAUAUUCACUUCCCUAGGUGUGCAGACCAACGAAGGCGAAUGUACGCCGCCGCCCAAUGGCACACAAUACGAAAUCCACCCGUAUGAAUUUGGAUCCUGGGACGAAGGAGUAGCCGCUUUCACUCAAACUGAAUAUCUAGGCUCAUCCCUUUCUGGUGGCAGCCCUACCGUUGCAGGUGUUUGCUACACAAACUACGACAAUCAGGGUUAUGUCCUUGGCACGUCGUCGAACCUCUUCAACGAACUCUGCGUCGCGGUCCCGAGCGAGGACGUGAGCGAAGACAGCACAGAUGCAACCAUACUCGGGUUAGCCGAAGACCUUUCGGUGAUCGUUGAUACCGUCCAUGUAGUGACGACCCGCGACAAUUACGCCGUAUAUCCCAAUCCAUUUUUCCAGUACUCCCCGUCGACCCUUGUCGAAAGUCAAGAGGACCUCUUUCUAGUGGACGGUGGCGAAGCUCUUCAAAACAAUCCCAUCUGGCCGUUCUUGCAUCGACCCCUGGUGGAUGUGCUAAUCGUCAACGACAACAGUGCUGACACAUCCGCAAACUAUCCCAAUGGCUCAGAGAUCUACACCACUUAUCAACGUGCUACAGAUGAAAGUCUCACUCGGAUGCCGGUCAUACCGGAUGUCGCCACGUUUAUCGCUGACGGCUUCGAUACUCGGCCGACGUUCUUCGGCUGCAACGAUGCCGAUGUCAUCACAAUUAUCUAUCUGCCCAACCAGGACUACACUUAUGACUCGGGUCAAUCGACGGCAAAGCUGGAGUACACUGUGGCCGAGACGGACGCCAUGAUUGCGAACGGACAGCAAAUUGCCAGCAAGGGUGGUGACCCGGGGUGGCCACUGUGCUUAGCAUGUGGUAUUAUGAAGAAGGCUGGCGGGACGUUACCAAGUGGAUGCGCCGCUUGUUACACUGAAUACUGUUAUAAUUGA